Molecule: messenger RNA, 893 nt
Organism: Penaeus chinensis
Lineage: Eukaryota; Metazoa; Arthropoda; Malacostraca; Decapoda; Penaeidae
Gene: RpS4
Product: 40S ribosomal protein S4-like
Exons: 6
Coding region: 87-872 (261 amino acids)
Biological process (GO): translation
Cellular component (GO): cytosolic small ribosomal subunit; ribosome
Molecular function (GO): structural constituent of ribosome; RNA binding
Source: RefSeq, a predicted model, not a curated record
UGGGUUUUGGUUUAUUGACGGGGUCCCUCAGAGUCGUCGCCGCCAGCGCCAUCUUUCUUUCCUUCUUUCACCUCUCAGACAGAAACAUGGUGCGAGGACCAAAGCACCACUGCAAGCGGGUGUGCGCCCCCAAGUCAUGGCUCCUGGACAAGUUGGGAGGCGUCUUUGCUCCCAGACCCUCCACUGGCCCUCACAAGAGGCGUGAGUGCCUUCCCCUUGUCAUCCUGCUGCGUAACCGACUCAAGUACGCACUUACCAACGAUGAGGUUAAGAAGAUCACCAUGCAGAGGCUUAUCCGUGUCGAUGGCAAGAUCCGCACGGACAAGAACUACCCCACUGGGUUCAUGGAUGUGGUGAGCAUCCAGAAGACUGGCGAACACUUCCGUAUCCUUUAUGACGUUAAGGGUCGUUUCAUUGCUCACCGCAUCACUGAUGAGGAAGCCAAGUACAAGCUGUGCAAGGUUACAAAGGUUUGUGUUGGCCCCAAGAAGGUCCCUUACCUGACUACCUCGGAUGGCCGCACCCUGCGCUACCCUGACCCCAUCAUUAAGAUCAAUGACUCCAUCCUCUUUGAUCUUGAGAAGAAGAAGAUGAAGGAUUUGAUCAAGUUUGAUACAGGCAACCUCUGCAUGAUCACAUCUGGUUGUAACAUGGGUCGUGUGGGCACCAUUGUGUCCCGUGAGCGUCAUGCUGGUAGCUUCGAUAUUGUUCAUGUUAAGGAUACUGUUGGCCACACCUUCGCCACCAGGUUGAACAACGUGUUCGUGAUCGGCAAGGGCACCAAGGCAUACAUCUCCCUUCCAAGAGGCAAGGGUGUGAAGCUCAGCAUUGCUGAGGAGCGCGACCGCAGGCUGGCUCAGAAGAUUAACUAAAUAAAAAUCUCUAAGUGAAAA